Molecule: messenger RNA, 1866 nt
Organism: Striga hermonthica
Lineage: Eukaryota; Viridiplantae; Streptophyta; Magnoliopsida; Lamiales; Orobanchaceae
Source: the annotation of a GenBank genome assembly
AUGUCGGUUAUGAUCGUGACAAGCUUGGGUGACUUAGUGGUCGAUUUGUUCACAGAUAGAUGCCCAUUGACCUGCAAGAAUUUUCUCAAGCUGUGCAAAAUCAAGUAUUAUAAUGGAUGCCUCUUUCACACAGUGCAGAAAGAUUUUACUGCACAGACGGGUGAUCCUACUGGUACAGGAUCUGGUGGUGAUUCUGUGUACAAAUUUCUAUAUGGAGAUCAAGCUCGCUUUUUCAGUGAUGAGAUUCAUUUGGAUGUAAAACAUUCGAAGAUGGGGACGGUGGCCAUGGCUAGUGGUGGAGAGAAUUUGAAUGCUUCUCAGUUCUAUAUCACACUGCGGGAUGAUCUUGAUUACCUGGAUGGGAAGCAUACUGUAUUUGGUGAGGUUGCUGAAGGGAUCGAAACCCUUACUAGAAUAAACGAAGCCUAUGUGGAUGAAAAGAGCAGACCCUAUAAAAAUAUCAGAAUAAAACACACAUAUAUAUUGGAUGAUCCCUUUGAUGACCCUCCACAACUAGCUGAUUUGAUCCCUGAUGCUUCACCAGAAGGAAAACCAAAAGAUGAAGUUGAUGAUGAUGUGAGACUAGAGGACGACUGGAUCCCUAUGGAUGAGCAACUUAAUCCACAUGAGUUGGAGGAGGUGUUGCGUGCAAAGGAUGCUCAUUCUCGUGCAGUAGUGCUGGAAACUAUAGGAGACAUUCCUGAUGCUGAGAUAAAACCUCCUGAUAAUGUGCUUUUCGUGUGUAAAUUGAACCCUGUAACUGAAGAUGAGGACUUGCAUACAAUCUUUUCUCGUUUUGGAGUUGUAACAUCAGCUGAAGUUAUCCGGGAUCAUAAAACUGGGGACAGUUUGUGCUACGCCUUCAUAGAAUUUGAGGACAAAGACGCCUGUGAACAAGCAUAUUUUAAGAUGGAUAAUGCUCUAAUUGAUGACCGGAGGAUUCACGUUGAUUUUAGUCAGAGUGUUGCAAAAUUAUGGUCCCAGUACAGACGCAAAGGUCAAGGAGGAGGUUGCUACAAAUGUGGUUCUGUCGACCACAUGGCCAAGGACUGCACGGGAGAUUCUACCUCUAAGCACUCACAGUCCAAAUACACGCUAAAAGACGAUAACAUUCAACGUGGUGGAGAUAAAAGGACGAGGUACGAAAUGGUUUUCGAGGAAGAUAAUGGCAGAGAGCCUAGACAUAGCAAGAGUGGCAGAGACCACAAACCGGAACAUGAGGAAAAACGAGACAGGCAUGAUGCCUAUACCCAUAAAGGGCGAGAUGAAAAAAGAUGGGGCCCACAUGACCAGCCGAGACGCAAUGGAAGCAGUCACAAGCAAAAUGAAGAGUAUGUAUGGCGUAAAAGAAGCCCAGAAAUAAAUAGAUCGGGUGAAAGAAGAAAAUCAAGUGCCCGUGAUAAUAGAGAUGAAAGAGAGCAGAGAAGAGGACACGAGAAAGGGUACAUAAGGAGCCAUGGCGAUGAGAGAGAUUACGGAAAAGUGUUUAUCGAUGGUAGCGGCCGUGGGGAAAGGAAAAAGGAAUAUGAGAGUAGAAAAAAAAGUGAGGAUGAAUAUGCUCGUGGGAGUAAGAGAGAUAGGCGUGGUGUUGAGGAUGAUAGUUACGGUCAUAGGAUACCGGAUGGAGAGCGGCAUUCGGAUAAACGGAGUUCAAAAAGGGUUGCGAGUUUUCCGGCUGGUUACGGGCUUGCCAAAUGGUUUCUGCCUCCUUCCCCGACCUGUUCGCGCUUCCCGGCUAGGGGAUCACGCUAUGCCACUCGUUGGGGCCUUGAGGAUAAGGCCCUCACUGCCGCUAACCUGAUUGCUUUCUAUUCACAGUUGUUCUCAUUCGCGGAAGGGUUUGUACUUGUAACAACCCACGAAUGA